AUGGAAUACUCGCAGAUAACCUCCGUUAAGCAACAUUAUGAUCAAUGGGCUGUACGUGAUAAUACAGGUGAGCGAAAAAUUUACGAAAAUCACGUCCAUAAAAUAACUGAUGAUUGGCUGAAGGUAUAUGGGCUGGAAGCGCAAAAACUAACUUUAGCCGAUUUUGCUCGUGAAAAAGAGAGAUGUAUUGGCAAUUAUCAUAGGCGAACAGAAUGGUUAUUAACAGGGAGUAGAAAGCUAUUUGGUCUAGUUCAUGGUCAAAAUAUAGCUAUCUUGAUAGAUAUGUCUGACAAUAAUUGUAGCUGUGGUCGAUUAGUUACCCUACAGGACUCUCUGCUGAAAUUAAUUGAUGAACAGUUAACAUCGAGAGAAGGAUUUUAUAUCAUGCCAUUCGGAACAUAUCCAAGACCGCAAUUUAGAAAUAUACGCAGCGUAAAUCAUAGGAGCUUAGAUGAUACUCGACAAUUCGUAAAACAGCUGCAACCUCUGGGAGGUUGUAAUCUAAUCGGAGCUUUGAAAUUAGUUCUAAAGAAAAGGAAACAAUUUGAUUCAAUCAUCAUAAUCUUAGGUGGAAGCCCUGAUCAACCUCUUGAACGCGUUUCCGAUUAUAUAUCGCAAGCCGUAGUUGGCCUUGAGCUGCCUCUACAUGUUGUUGCUUUCGAUUGUAUACAGGAUGAAUGCUGUGACAUGUUGCAACAAAUAGCAGAAGUUUCAAAAGGUCGCUAUCAUUGCUAUUCGUCAAGGCAUGAAGAGGAAAUAUUUGUCAGUACAGAUAUUGCUUUACUUAAACAGGAAUUAGAUAGAGGUGUAGAGGUAAUGAUGAGCAUGAAGUCUAUGCAAGCCGGUCUAUUAAGUGAUGCUUUGGAGGAGAAUAUUAACAAGGUUUAUUAA
Molecule: messenger RNA, 891 nt
Organism: Trichoplax adhaerens
Lineage: Eukaryota; Metazoa; Placozoa; Uniplacotomia; Trichoplacea; Trichoplacidae
Exons: 9
Coding region: 1-891 (296 amino acids)
Source: RefSeq, a predicted model, not a curated record